GGCGGCGGCUUUGUGGCCCGCCGGGCGGCUUGGCGCGCGCGGGGGGAAGGGCGGCGGGAAGCGGCGGCGCCAACGGGCGAGGCCGGCGGGCGGGCGGCGGCGGGACGUGCCCGGCCUGCGCCGCGGUGGCCCAUGGAGAACUUCCAGAAGGUGGAGAAGAUCGGCGAGGGCACCUACGGGGUGGUCUACAAGGCCAAGAACAAGGUCACCGGCGAGGUGGUGGCGCUCAAGAAGAUCCGCCUCGACACGGAGACGGAAGGGGUUCCAAGCACAGCUAUCCGGGAGAUCUCCCUUCUCAAGGAACUGAACCACCCAAACAUUGUGAAGUUGCUGGAUGUGAUCCACACAGAGAACAAGCUCUACCUGGUUUUUGAAUUUCUGAAUCAGGACCUCAAGAAGUUCAUGGAUUCUUCAUCUUCCAUCAGCGGCGUAGAGUUACCCCUUAUCAAGAGCUACCUGUUCCAGCUUCUGCAAGGCCUGGCCUUCUGCCACUCUCAUCGGGUGCUCCACCGUGACCUCAAACCACAGAACCUGCUCAUCAAUGCUGAAGGAGCAAUAAAACUGGCUGACUUUGGGCUGGCCCGAGCAUUUGGUGUGCCAGUGCGCACCUAUACCCACGAGGUGGUGACCCUCUGGUAUCGGGCGCCGGAAAUUCUCCUGGGUUGUAAAUAUUAUUCAACAGCGGUAGAUAUCUGGAGUCUGGGCUGCAUCUUUGCAGAAAUGAUCACCCACAGAGCCCUUUUCCCGGGGGACUCGGAAAUCGACCAGCUGUUCCGCAUCUUCCGCACCCUGGGUACCCCGGAUGAGACUGUGUGGCCAGGUGUCACGUCUAUGCCCGACUACAAGCCCAGCUUCCCCAAGUGGGCCCGGCAGGAUUUCAGCAAGGUGGUGCCACCCCUGGAUGAGGAGGGCAGAAAACUUCUGGCGCAAAUGCUGCAUUAUGACCCCAAUAAGAGGAUCUCCGCCAAGACGGCACUCAAUCACCCUUUCUUCCGAGAUGUUACCAAAGCUGUUCCACACCUUCGCGUGUGAGGCAGGAUCAUGGCCUGCUGCGGAUUCUGCAACAUGCCGGUUCUUUGGACCCCACCAGCCGCUUGCACUUAACUGCCCGGCGUAGAGCUGUUUUUGGUACCAGAGGUCCUUUUUGGAGUUUUACACUCGGAUCCACUGUAAGGUGUUAGCUGAGGCUGGUGCUCUUGACCCAGCUUGCGUGAGGAGAGAUGAGGCUCCAGAUCUGUCAACUGCAGGAAAUCCAGUUGCUGAAAGGACCACAGCUACAUUCAUCAGACUUCUUUAUUCUUCAAGAAUUCCGUCUCCUCCUCGCCAGUCCUGCGAUGACUGUACUGGCUGCGUCACAAAGCUCCUCUCUUGCUGCUGCUUCCUCAGCUCAGAUGCCCCACGGCUCAGCUUCUAGUGGCUGCCAGCACACUCCAACCUGUGUGCAGGGAUUGCCUGGCCUGGCCUUCAGCAAGUGACUUUCCGAUUCGGACGAUGGGUAUUUAGUUUUAAAUACGGGGUUGGAGCCUGGUUAGUGGAGGGCUGUGUCUUCCUGGUGCUCGCAAAAUUUCCCCUUCCUGGUCAAGUCCUCAGUGAGAUUCAGGCACUUAACUAUCCACUGUUCAAGAGCAGGGAGGAAUUUUACUCAAGGGCUAAGGGCUUUUCCAGCACCGGUGAUGUCAGUUGGGGUAGCUCCGCAGUCUAUUCCUGGUGAAGGUAGCUUAGGAUACUCUCUGGUUGAGGUCCAGAAAGAGAGCUUCAGAAAAGAAGGGCUUGACUGCCAAAUUCAUCCUCCGGUGAUCAGCAACUGGCUUUCUAACUCAGUCACAUAGCUGCUUUGUAAACUCCUUUUUGAUAGACUCACCAAAUACUUUUAUUUUUUUUUUAAAUCACCAUUUUUACUAGGAAAAACAGACCAUUUCUUACCAGUAUGGUGUCCACUUCCAGUAACCUACUCACCUGUUUCUGGUGCAUGUAUUUGUCAGUGAGUUGGCAGCUCUUGUGCUUCCGGCCAAUAUUAAGACUAGGUGAAGGAGCAGUAUCGCUAUAAAUCUGGCUUUCCAUUCCAUGCUUGUUACAAAUCUGUCCUUUUACAGUCGGUUAUCGCAUUCUUUUUUUCCUUUCCUUAAGUAUUUUUCAGUAAAUCACCAAUCUCCUAACUGGGGUGGGCCUAUCCAGUUGCUUCAGCUUCAAGCAGUGUAUUGCUCAAUAGUAGAUUAUUUUUUAAAAAAAAGAAAACUUGUGUUUUAGCUUUCAAAAUGGGCGUUGUGUGAAAAUUAAAGGCAUAACAUUUCAAGCUGUUUCUGUCCCCAAGGCCUUUCAAAUCCAGUAAGCAGGAAUGGAAAUUUGCAUUGUGAACACAAUGGUCUCAUUCUUUAAGGGCUGGGAAUGUCAAAACCUCUAUCUCUGCACCUCUUUGUGUCCUGGAAGCAUUCGAACUCUUCAGGUUCUUUAAUUAAAAUGCACUGCGGAAUGUGAAUUGACUUGCAAUCCAGCAUUCAUUCAGCAUAGCACAAAGGCUGAACCCUGAAACAGAAAAUCAUGAUUAGCAAGGGACAAAUUCCUUCCUGGAGAAUCUAGACAAAUCACAUACAUUCUCUGGGCACGUUUCACAAAAAGAGAUUCUUGAUAUUCUGAAAAGAUGGAGUCUGUCCCUCCUUAAUUCAGCAAAAAUCAGGAGGGGGGCGUUGUUUUCACCCCUUCCUCAUAAUCUGUGUAGUUUUAUUCUCAGAUGAAGUGUCCAUUGUUUCAUGUCUGGAUGGAAACUUACUUUUAUUGAUCUUUCCUGUAUGUUUAAGAAUUGUUAUCUGCUCCCUCUCUGGACAAACGGGUCAGGACAGAAUACAAAAAUGGCUGAUGUGUAUAGAUUGUCUCUUCGUAAGCUGGGCAUUUCAGACCCAGUAAGUUAAAGUAUCUUAAAAAUGCCAGCAUGAACCAUCAAAAUAUCAUUAAGAAGCCUUCACAGUCAGAAAGGAUUUUAUUAACCAUGUUGCCUACAUGCAAUACGUGGACUUGUGACUCUUCCCUCUUUUGUACUGGAAAAAGCUGUAUAUUUAUAAGGCUGUUAGUUUUAAAGCAGAUUUCUGGGUUUGUAUGAAUCUUGUUAGUCUAAGCACCUUGAAGUUUUUAAAAGGGAAAAACCUAUAUAUUUUUGUCUUUCUCUUUUUGGUAGCUCUUUAUCUUACAAACGUUUCUAAAACAUUGCAAAAUUAGUAUAUAAAUCAUUAAAAUAUUUUUAGUUUUA
Messenger RNA from Eublepharis macularius, 3241 nucleotides. It is a transcript of the gene CDK2, whose product is annotated as cyclin dependent kinase 2. Lineage: Eukaryota; Metazoa; Chordata; Lepidosauria; Squamata; Eublepharidae. Gene Ontology annotation, cellular component: cyclin-dependent protein kinase holoenzyme complex; nucleus; cytoplasm. Gene Ontology annotation, molecular function: cyclin-dependent protein serine/threonine kinase activity; cyclin binding; ATP binding. Bases 133 to 1032 code for a protein of 299 amino acids. The record is from RefSeq and is a predicted model, not a curated record. Gene Ontology annotation, biological process: protein phosphorylation; regulation of gene expression; regulation of G2/M transition of mitotic cell cycle. The transcript is spliced from 7 exons.